CAAAUAGCAGAAAUUACCUAACCCGAAUUGUCAUCAGCCUGGUGAGGGAGUAUGCAAUGAAGACAAUCCAGAUCGACGCCGGAGACUUUAACUUGAAUGCUGGAUGUGACUGGAGCAAGCUGCACACAGCGGGUCCAGAUACGUCCACUAUAAAGAUGAAUGUCUGAAGCAUGGGUAUGUGCCUCACAGUAAACAACCAGACUGUUGCCGCAAAGAUGUUUCUGAGCAACAUGCCUUCGGAUACCGUGAUCGAUUCUUUGCUUGCCGACCGGAUUCAACGCUUGAACAACAAUCCCCGUGGUGUCGAACAUGACUUGCCCUUCCUGGUCGCGGAUACAGGUCGCGUAUUCGAGCAACAUCAGCGCUGGCUCAGGUGUCUCGGUACCAUUAAGCCCUUCUACGCCGUAAAAUGUAACUCGGAUAUCCGACUGCUUCGUUAUCUCGCACAACUGGGCGUGGGCUUCGACUGCGCCUCAUGGGGAGAGAUGAAGCUUGUGCUGGAUCUGGGCAUUGAUCCGUCGAGGAUUAUCUUUGCGCAUCCAUGCAAGGCCGUGUCUGCAUUGCAGUUUGCUUCCAGGCAUGGUAUUCCGCGCACGACGUUCGACAACGCUGACGAGUUGGACAAGAUAAAGGAGCAUGCCCUCAAUCUCCGCUUACUUCUUCGUAUACACGCCGACGAUGAUACGGCUCUCGUGUCGCUUGGAAACAAGUUCGGGGCUCCGUUAGACACGACAACAGCAUUACUUCAACGCGCAAAGGAUCUAGGGCUAACGGUUGAAGGGGUUAGUUUUCAUAUCGGAUCUGGGGCAUCAAAUGCAGAUGCAUUCGUCACGGCCGUACAAGACGCGAAGCGUGUCUUCCGCAAAGGCAAGCAGCUCGGAUUUAACAUGCAUGUCUUAGACGUCGGAGGCGGGUUCCAGGACUCCAACUUCGAAAUCAUGGCGCUGACCCUGCGACGGGUGGUCGAAAAAGAGUUCCCCAAAUCAACACAGUUGAUCGCUGAGCCUGGCCGGUUCUACGCCCGAAGGUUCUACACAAUGGGAUGCAAGGUCAUCUCGCGCCGGAAGCAGAUCGGGCAGAAGACUGACAUGCUGUAUCUGAAUGAUGGGAUAUACGGAUGUUUCAUGAAUGCUAUCUUGGAGAACGAGUUUUACGCUCCCACGCUGAUCAGGCAGGAGACGGAUGAUGAUUCCGAGAGAGAGGCCGGAGAGCACCGGUAUUCCGUUUGGGGUCCGUCGUGUGAUGGGCUAGACUGCAUUGCCAAGGAUGCUUCUAUGACUUGUGAAGUGAAGGCUGGGGACUGGUUGAAGUUUGAGAAUAUGGGAGCAUAUACGGUGGUGAUAUCUACUCAAUUCAAUGGGUUCCCGAAUUGCUACGAUAUCAUAUAUGUUGACGACUACAUGGCGCUGAGAUUCGAUAGAGACGUGCAGCAGGAGUAAAGCGGGCCUGGUCCGAAGCUCUUCAGUAAACAGUACUUUUGUCAGAACCAUCAUGUUUUGUGUUCGCCUUUUUUUUUUUUUUUUUUUGCGGAGUGGAGUGCAUGAAAGCAAUCUGUAGGAAUUCGUAGUGCUCAAU
Messenger RNA from Monascus purpureus, 1575 nucleotides. NCBI's taxonomy places the organism in Eukaryota, Fungi, Ascomycota, Eurotiomycetes, Eurotiales, Aspergillaceae. The record is from the annotation of a GenBank genome assembly.